AUGAUGUAACGCUCUUUAUCUCCUAUAUAUCAGAAUGAUGAGGACUAUUUAAAACCUAAAAUCCCUCAAAUUACUUAAAAAAUGCCAUAGUUUUGUUAGUAUUAUAAGGAGAAUAUAUAAUACCCAUCCUUAAUAUAAACUGUAAGAAAAAAAUAAAUAUUUGAUUCAAGAAAUGUUAACUAUUAAAAUAUUUCCCCAAUAAGAACAAAUUAAAUUCAAUUUAGAGUUUCAUAACCCAAAAGUCCAAUAAUUAGAUAGACAGUUGAAAUUCCUUUAUAAUCGAAAUCUCAAACAUCAUUUUUACAUCAAAUACCAACUUCAUUAACACCUCCAAAAAAGUAAAAUUCUAAAAUACUUACAUCACAAACAAUUAUUCCUUAAAAUUAAAAUUCUUAACUAAUUGUUAAGACUCCAUUAAAUGAAUAAAUUAAAUCACAAAUUAACAAUUAUUAAAUGCAAACAUAAAAUUAUUAAGAUAAAGGAUAAUAAUAAUAAUAAUAAUAAUCAUAAUAAAUGAAGAUAGAAUAAAGUUAAAAAGACAUGUAUUCAUGCUUAUAAGAAGAAUUACAAAAAUCAGAAAUGAAAUUAAAAUAAUUAACUGAAAGAAGCCAAUAAAUGGAAGAAAAAAGGAUUCAACUUAGAAAUACUUUUAGGAAUAAUUCGAAAUUAUAAUAGAAGAAUCAUUGA
Paramecium primaurelia is the source of this 687-nucleotide messenger RNA. Lineage: Eukaryota; Ciliophora; Oligohymenophorea; Peniculida; Parameciidae. The record is from the annotation of a GenBank genome assembly.